This is a messenger RNA of Drosophila busckii, 1567 nucleotides long. It is a transcript of the gene Cyp316a1, whose product is annotated as probable cytochrome P450 316a1. The coding region runs from base 85 to 1548 and encodes 487 amino acids. The transcript is spliced from 3 exons. Lineage: Eukaryota; Metazoa; Arthropoda; Insecta; Diptera; Drosophilidae. Gene Ontology annotation, molecular function: iron ion binding; monooxygenase activity; heme binding. The record is from RefSeq and is a predicted model, not a curated record.
UGCAAUAAAGUUGAGCUAAUCUUUGUGAUUAGCAUAUAAGCAAAUGCAUAUGGUAGCUUUAGCUCUGAACAAACAGUCGAAGCCAUGAUCUUGAUCAGCAUUUUUGUGUGUUUUUGCCUAGCGGCAGCUGUGAAUUAUUUUCGCACACGACGGCAGCGUAAAUUCAUUAAAAAUCUGAAAGGACCUUUCAGUUUUCCGCUGCUGGGAUCGUUGCAUAAAAUUCUGCUGCUUACACCACAAAAUUUCUUUAAAAACAGCGCCGCUUAUUUGGCUAAAUAUGGAAACUUGACGCGCUGCUGGGCGUUCCAUAGACUGUUUAUAUUCGUAGCUGAUCUGGAGUUUGCAGCGCAUUUGCUGCACAGCGAGUCGCAUGUGCAGACGGGUGCGGAGCUGAUGAGCGAUUGGUUCAAUGAGAGUUCGCUUAUGUGUGCGGCCGAGCAGUGGCCACAACGUCACGCGCAAUUGAUUGAAAUCUUUAGGCCCGAACGCGUGUUGCAGCAGCGCAAAUUGUGGCAACAACAGCAGUCGCUGUUGCAGGCAAAGUUUCUGGAGCAGGCGGCAAGCAGAGAAGCGUUCGAUGUGCAGCCUUUGGUCUCCAGCCAUGUGCUCGACAUUGUGUUGCUCAGCAAUUGUGGCAUGCAGCCGAGCGAGCAAUAUAAGCAAAGCUUUUUAGACUUAACAAAGCUGUACCGCAAACGUUUUCUCAGCAUUAAGUCUGCAAAUCGCUUAACUUUUCGCUUGACCUCGCCCUUUGUGCAUCGCAGACAACAGCGACUGAUUAAGCGACUGAACAAGGACAAUCGUCUAAUGAUAGAUGAGCUCAGGCAGCAGCUGGAUCUGAUGAGCUCAGGCAUUGUCAUCGAACGCUUUGAGCUGGCCAAGAAACUGGAGCAUGGCUCGUUGCUGCAGCUGCUGCUCACAGGCGCAGAGCAGCAGCUGAGCGAAGCGCAGCUCUUGGCCGAGUUGAACGCUUGCAACUAUUUGGCUUAUAUGUUAAUAAGCACAACGCUGUGCUUUGCUCUGGUGCAGAUAGCGCGACAUCCUGGCGUGCAGCAGCGUUGCCUGGAGGAGCUGCGUGCGCAGUCAGAGGAGCAGCAGCUGAGCGAGCUGCCCUACCUGGAUGCGGUGCUAAAGGAAACGCUGCGUUUGCAGCCAGCGCAGCUUUGGCUGGCGCGACAGCUCACUGAGGAUUAUGACUACACGCACUCCCAGCUGGGUGCGGGCAGUUUGCCGCUGGGUGCUGAGAUCUAUAUGAAUCUGUUUGCGUUGCAGCGCAGCAGCGACGACUACGGCGCGCUGCCAACGAAGUUUGAGCCCACGCGUUUUUUAGCUGCGCAUCCAGUGGAGCUGCUGAGCUUUGGCCUGGGGCCGCGUCGCUGUCCAGCUCAAGACUACAGCUUGCUGCUGCUCAAGACGCUGCUGGCGCCGCUGCUGCGACAGUUUGAGCUGCUGCCCAAUGGCGAGCCGCUGCGUCUGGAUUUGCAUUUAACGCUGGGCUCAAAGAAUGGAUUUCAAUUGGCGCUUAAACAGCGCGAAGCAAUAAACUAGUUAAUUUUUGAUAAUAAAU